AUGAAGGAGAGCGUCGAGCUGGCCGACCCCUUCGGCCUGAACCUCUUCAACGCCUGCGUGGAGUUCAAUCCGCAGAUUGAGGCGGCCAUCAGCCGGUACCGCCCGGACGCCCUCAUCCUCGACCACUUUAUGAUCGCGCCGGCCUUCCUAGCCGCCCGCGUUCCCUGGUUCAAGCUGAGCUCCUCCAAUCCGCUGGGACUUUUCAGUGGACUUUUACCCGAGGGGAAACUUCCGCCCGGGGAGUCCGGUUAUUCACCUUAUUCAGCACCGGAUUCUCCAGAGCGAAAGUUGUGGACCGAGUUUGCCGCCUACAAGACCGAGUUCAACAAUCGCUUUCGAAAGUACCAGGAGAAGCUCUUCCAGCACUUUGAGUUCCCGUACUCGGCUGAAGAUCUUCCUUCUGAAGGAUCGCUCAGUAUAAAGUCCAAAUACGGCGUCAUCUACGGCUACCCAAAGGAGCUCGACUACCUGGGCGACCUUUCUGAGGAGGAGGACCUCCUGAAAUGCUCAAACUUCAUUCGCAUUGACGCCUUCUCCCGAGAGGAGCCCAAGAGUAAGGAGGAGGAAGAGGGUGAAAAGCCUCAAUUCGAACUUCCAGAAAGUUUUCGAAAUCCUCCUCAGCCAGGCCAAAAGCUAAUCUACUUCUCCCUGGGCACCGUGGCCUGUCUCGACGUUCAACUAGUGCUCAAGCUGGUCGGCUGGCUGGCCAAGACCUCCCAUCGAACCAUCGUCUCCAAAGGCCCGCUUGCCGAUGAGUUUGAACUUCCCGGCCCCGCCGACCAGGUCUGGGGACGGGAGAACCUUCCGCAGACGGCCCUUCUUCCCCUCGUCGACCUGGUGGUCACCCACGGCGGAAAUAACACGGUGACGGAGGCGGUGGCCGCCGGGAAGCCACUGCUCGUGCUGCCCAUCUUUGCCGAGCAGGCCGACAACGCCCAGCGAGUCGCUGAUAAGGCCUUUGGCGCCCGACUAAAUCCUUAUCAGGUGGAGGAGGAGGUGUUUCUGGAGACGGUGGAGAAGAUCUUAGCAGAUCGGGAGAUGGCUGAGCGACUGGUCAAGGCUAAGGAGCGAAUCGAGAGGGAGAAGAGCAAGGAGAAGGCAGUGGAGAGGAUUGAGGCGAUUGUGCGUCAGUUUUAUGCUGAAAAGAAGUAG
Rhagoletis zephyria (snowberry fruit fly) is the source of this 1152-nucleotide messenger RNA. RefSeq names its product UDP-glycosyltransferase 73B3-like. Lineage: Eukaryota; Metazoa; Arthropoda; Insecta; Diptera; Tephritidae. Gene Ontology annotation, molecular function: UDP-glycosyltransferase activity. The record is from RefSeq and is a predicted model, not a curated record.